Monodelphis domestica (gray short-tailed opossum) is the source of this 9468-nucleotide messenger RNA. RefSeq names its product tRNA wybutosine-synthesizing protein 2 homolog. Gene Ontology annotation, cellular component: cytoplasm. The record is from RefSeq and is a predicted model, not a curated record. Lineage: Eukaryota; Metazoa; Chordata; Mammalia; Didelphimorphia; Didelphidae. Gene Ontology annotation, molecular function: tRNA methyltransferase activity. Gene Ontology annotation, biological process: tRNA methylation; wybutosine biosynthetic process.
ACUGAGGUAGGCAAGCAGGUAGUCUUCAACCAGCUUUCCUCUAAAGCACCCUGCGUGCUAAGCAGUGGGAUACUAGAGAGAGGCAAAAUCCUAGUCUCUGCCCUCAGGCAGCUCUCAGUCUAAUGGGGAAAACCACAUGCAAGCAACCGUGUAUGUACUAGAUCUGUACAAGACUGGCAAAAUGGAGGCCCAAGACGGAAAGUCUGAGGUUAUGCUGGCUGUUGUGACAGAACCUCAGUUUACCCAGCAUUAUAGAGAAUAUCUUGAGAAGCAGCAGCUCCUGGACAGGCGUCACCGAGUGAAGCAGCUGCCCGAUGGUACCAUAGCACUACCUGUUGUGGGAGAGACCCUCAGUGAGCAGCACCUACUAGCCCUGAGGCAGCAAGGGACCCCUGAGAACAUCUGCCGGCUGGUGCACAUCCCGAAACCCAUUCUUUCCAAGAAAGCUCAGAGAUGUUCACCUGCUCAGAAGCUAUGUCAGGAGCUUCAGUGCCUGGUGGAAAGUCAAGGACACAUGUGGUCAACUGAGCUAGAAAAAGAUCUUCCCCGCUCCUGGCAACGUCAUGGUGACCUCCUUCUGCUCAGUGAGGACAGCUUCAAAGAUCCCCAUUGGAAAAAACUGGAACCAGGGCUCUGGAAGACAGUAGCCUCUGCACUGGGAGGUCAGCGUUUGGCAAAGCGAGGGCGUGUGUCGCCAGGUGGAACACGAACUCCCAAAGUAAUCCUAAUGCUGGGUGACCAUGGCUGGGUGGAGCAUGUGGAUAAUGGCAUCAGGUACACAUUUGAUGUGACUCAAAGUAUGUUCUCCUUUGGAAACAUCACAGAAAAGCUGCGAGUGGCAUCAAUGUCCUGUGCAGGAGAAGUGCUAGUGGAUCUCUAUGCAGGGAUUGGCUACUUCACUUUGCCAUUCCUCAUUCAUGCAAAUGCUGCUUUUGUCCAUGCCUGUGAGUGGGAUCCUCAUGCCGCAGCAGCCUUGAAAAAGAACCUGGAGCUCAAUGGUGUUUCGGAUCGCUGCAGUAUACACCUUGGUGAUAACAGGAAGCUAAAGUUACGGAGCAUUGCAAACAGGGUGAACUUGGGGCUCAUCCCCACCUCAGAGGAGGGCUGGCCCAUUGCCUGCCAGGUACUGCGCCAGGACACUGGCGGCAUCCUGCAUAUCCAUCACAAUGUGGAGUCUUUCCCAGGGAAAGACCUUCAGCUCCCCAGUAGCAGUGAGGCAGGGCAAAAGGAGCAGAUAGCUGCCAGGAAUUCUGGAAGACAAACACCAGCAAAGGUCCCUAAGCUAGAAUGGAGAAAGUGGGCUGAAGUUGUGGCUGCUCGGAUUAGAGACCUGCUUUUGCAGCUGCAUGGGAACCCCUGGGAGACCCAUAUCCUGCAUAUUCAGCCAGUGAAAUCUUAUGCUCCCCAUGUGGAUCACAUAGUCUUAGAUUUGGACUGUCGUCCCCUCUCUUAUUCUGGGAAGGGAGUUGAGAAAGCUGAGAAGACCUGCAACCAGAGGCCCAAAGUCUGAGGUCUGGGUUUGAGGUGGCUGGAAAUUUGGAAUUCAGCAGCUUACUUCUACUUCUUGCCCCCUUAGUCCCUAAAAAUUAAUCUUUUACAUUUUUAUAAGGAAUUUUUACAGUUACUGGUUAUUAGAAUAUCUCUUCCAAGGGCUUGGUGUAAAUCUGAGACUGAGCACUCUAGUCUAGAAGUUCUGUCUUCUACUCUCCCACUAAUCAAGAUGAAUUGUCUACCUGAAGCAGAAUGGUGUUUUAAAGUGAGUGCAAUCUGUGGAGCAUGGGGUUCUGCGGGUUGGCCUUAGUUCCAUCUGUAUGGCCUUAGACAAAUUGCUGCUUUAUUGGACUGUUGACUUUGAAUCUCAUCUCAGAGAUAGGGUUAACCUUGAAAUACCUCAUGUAGCUAUUGUUUAAGGAGUGUGGGUUUAUAAUGAACAGAAGUAUUUCUUCAUAGAAGUCUUGGAAUUAGAGGUACAGAACUGUCCACCUCCUGAAGUGUUUGAGAUUGUCCUUUGGAGACAGAGCACUUGGUGCUGCUUCUCGGUUGCUGGCCUACAGUAGAUCUGGAGUGGUUUUGUUUUGGUGAAUUUGAGCCAGAGCACACUUUGCCAGAUUGGACCAAAGUGAGGCCAGGUCUUGAGUAGCCUUGUCAAAUCUUGUCCUUAGCACCUCAGUUCUGAUGUCCCAUGACUGACCUUCUGAAUAGCUUCUUGCUUUGACUGAUCAAUAUAAGAGUGCUGCUAUAAAUUUGCUAAUUGUUGGGGGGAAGGGGAGAGAAUUAUUUGGCAUUUUAAUGUUUGUAAAUCAUUUCACACAUAUUAUCUCACUGGUUCUUCCCAACAGUCUUUUGUGGUAAGUUAUACCCAAUUUGAAGAGGAAGAGUCUGAAACUGAGAGGUAAAGUUAUUUGCCCAGAAUAACAGAGCUUGUUAGUUGGCUUAACCAGUUCAAACCAGUGUCUUCCUAAUAAUAACUCCUAUCAUUAUCCCAUGCUACCUUCUAGAAUUACUGUGGCCCAAAAGAUCAACUUGCAUCAGUCUUCUGGUAUUAAACUACUCCAAGCUAAUCCUCAAACAAUAGCCAGUGAAUAUGUCAAUGAUGUCUUUCCAACUAGUCCUUUUCUCAAACUUUGACUUAUCUGCAGGCUUUUGGUAUUCUUUUCUAUCUAGUUUUCCAUUAUAUUGCUCUAUUUUGGUUAUCCCCCUAUCUAGCAGACAAUUCCUUCUCUUUCUCUUUUUGCUGAAUUUUCAUUAAUGUCAUGCCCACAAAUAGUAGGAGUCAUCCAAAACCCAUACUGUUUCUAUAUUCUGUUUUAGUAAUCUAAUCAGCUCUAUUGUUUUCAGUUAGCACCUCUAUGUAGAUGACUCUCAGAUCUCCUAGUCCAGCCCUAACCUCUUUCCAAAUUUUCAGUUUCAUAUCUCCAAUUGCCUCAUAGACAACUGAAACUGUAUGUCUCCGAGACAUGUCUCAAACUGAACGUUUUACCUCCCCCCACCCAAAAAAAUCCCUUCUUCCUAACUACUCUAUUAAUAUACAGGGAUCACAAAUCCUCCCAGGUUCCUGGGCUCAAAUCCUAGGUAUCAUUCUUGGCCCUAUCCCCCACAAGCCAACCAGUGCUUAAGUCCUAUCAUUUCCACCUCUCUUUUGACACUGCAGUCAUUUUGAUGCUGGCCCUCAUGCCUAGAUUAUUUCAUUAUUCUAUUUGUUGGUCUCCCUGCUUCAAGUUUCUUACUACUUACUACUACUUACUACUUCAUUCUAUCUUCUAAGCUAUCAAACUGAUCAUCAUAAAAGACUCUCAUAUUCAAUCAACUCUAGUGGCUUGCUAUUGCCUUCACUUCCAUUUGCUGCCCUGCCUGGUUUCAACUACAUGAAAUAACAUUUCCCCCUUCCAGUAUAAACUCAUCACUUCUAAAUCACCAUCAUAUUGUUAACUCAAGUCUUCAUUGACUCUACCUUCUAUGGUCUCCUCUCCCCUCUGAAGGCCAGAGGGUGAAAUACUAAACUCUUCCCAGUGCCUUCUUAAAAGAAGAUAGAAACUGGGCUCUUAGAUCAUUCCAUCUUACAUCUGCUGCUCUUCCUGGUUUCAUCUCCAUGAAACAAGAUAUCCCCUGGUGUCUCCAUCCCCAUGGAGAUUCUUCCUCCAUAGUCUUCUACCUCUACUUUCCAGCAUCAUUUUGUGUGUUGUCUCCCCCUUUAGAUUAUAAACUCAAUGAGGGCAGGGACUGUCUUUCUCUUUAUUAGUUGUUUCCCCAGUGCUUAACACAAUGUCUGGCUUAAUAAAUGUUUAAUAAAUUGAAUUGGGUCAAAGAUAAAAUCCUAUUUGGUUUUCAAAUCACUUUAAAACCUGACUGCUUCCAACCUUUCUAGCUUUUUGUAUCUUACUCCCCUCCAUAUAUUCAGCAAUCUAGUGAGAAUGGCCUUGCUUUUCCUCAAAUUCAUUCUAUCUCCAGAAUCUGAGUGUCUUCACUUACUCUCCAAGUGAACAGCUAUGUGGCACAAAUGGAGAGAACACUAAGCCUGGAGUCAGAAAGACCUCAGAAUAGAAACUCAGAAACUUACUUUGUAACCCUAGGGAAGUCAAUCACUUUCAGGCUUAGUUUCCUCAGCUGUAAAAUGGCAAUAAUAAUAACAUUCAACUUCACUGUUGUCAUGAGGAUUAAAUGAGAUAGUACUUGUAAGAUGCUUUACACAGUGCCUGACACAGGUACUUACUAAAUGUUUAUUCCUUUCUCUUCCCAGUUCUCCUUGCCAGGAAACUUCUCCCUCUUCCUCUCUAUAUCCUGGCUUCAUUCAGUUCUCAGCUAAAGUCUCAACUUCUGCAAGAAGCCUUUCCCAGUCCUCUUUAAUCUUAAUGCCCUCCUUCUGAGACUGUUCUCAAUUUACCUUGUGCAUAUUUUGUUUCUACAUAGUUAUUUUUAUGUUGUCUCUAUUAGACCAUGAACUCCUUGAGGUCUUGGACUAUUUUUGCCUUUUUUUUUAUCCUCAGAACUUAGCACAAUACCUGGCACAUAAUAGGUACUUAAUAAAUAUCAGGUGACUGACUGUUAGGACCAGUCCAUGUACCAUAUAAUCUUACUCCUCCAUUUGAAUUAAGUACAAGAAAAACAGGAUUGAAGAAUGGAUUUCCCCUGCUUACCUAACUCACAGAGUUUUUAUGAGCAAAGUGCUUCAUAAGCCUCAGAUAUUUACUAGUUAUAUGAACCUACUCAAGUCACUUAAUUUCUGAAUGCCUGCUUAACAAUCUGUAAAAUGAAGAUAAUAAUAGUUCUUAUUUCUUGGAGUUUUUGUAAAGCACUUUGCAAACCUUAAAAUGUUGUACAAAUAAUAACUAUUAUUGUUAUUAAUUAUUUCAAUCCUGAAAGUACUGUAGUAUUAGCAAUUGUUACUAGUCUCACACAUUACAUGAAUAUAUCAAAUUCAUACCUAAAGGGAUUCCUCAUACUUCCAUAAUUCUUUCAAAUCUGGGACAAGACAUUUUAGCUUACAUGAAUCUGUAGUUUCAGUGACAUUUUUCUAGCAAAGAUAACACUGCAGCAAUUUUAGAGAUAUUUCAAAAUUUUCUAUUAUGAGUCAUAUGUAGCCCUUAAAAGAUUAAAGUAUAUUUCAGAGUAGAGACAUAAUAAGUCUUGCUAUCCUAUUUACUUUCCUCUUAAGACACUGUUACUUAGAGAAGAUGGGAGAUUGCCAAGUAAAUUUGCUUUAGAGCUAAAAAGCAAAACACUGUUUCUUUGACAAUCAUAUUCAAAGUCUAAAUUUAAAGUCAGAAAUAUAUGAAACUAAAUCUUCCUACAUUUUGGGGAUAGACAAAGUAAAUAGGAAACAAAAACAAAAUUCACCAGCUUUCAUUCACUGAGUAGUUUAUUUUCACAAUAUAAAAGAAAAAAAUGCUUCUAUAUGUUAAAAAUGAAUUUUAAAUCAUUAAUUCAACUGGCAUCUUAAUUUAUGAACUAAAUCAUAUGGAACUAUGCCUAAAAAGAUCACAGGAGAGUCUAGAUCUGGAAAAGAUCUACAAAAUUAUACCAAACAUUCAUUUUAUAGAGGAAACCAAGAUCAUCUGUAUUCAGUACAACUUGAUAUCCCAUUAGUUAAUUUACAAAAAUGUCUAAAAAAUCCAUUUUAUUCAACUAAACACAGACCAAAGUAUUUGCAAAAAAUGUAAGAAGCAGCUUUUUCUAACAGCAAAUUUCCAAAGAAAUUUCCUUUGCUUCCUCUCUGAGGUCUCUUGCAAAAGCACACACAUACACAUACAUACUCAAAAACACCAAAACAAACAAUAAUAAUAACCCACUUCUUUCUUGAGCCUAGCAUGCAUUUUCUACCAUGGCCUUCCAGACACAUGUAGAUAUAUUUCUCUCUACUAUCUACGCCAGGUACAAUACAUAUAUCUAUCCACACUUGUUUUCUCGUCACAAAUUAUCAAUUCAUAAGAACAAAUUGGUUCAUUUUGACACAGUCCCAGCAAGUAACUGAUUACAAAAAUGAUCCAAUGAUAAUCAGAGGAGGCCCGUAGCAAUUCAUAUGGGUAAUGUGUUUACCCAAAAAGGAAGAUGUAAGGAGAUGUUAAAGUCUUAGUUUCAUCUCUACUUUUUAAAUUUCAUAUCUGUGAAUUUCAAAACUACUCCACCCUAUUCAGACCAUUCUUUAAAAGAUCAGAUUUAGCUAUUUCCUGAUCAAUAACAAUAGAGAUACUUGGAAUAACAGAAUCAGAUCUUUAUUCUCCACCCACCUCAGGGUAACAAGAUUACGAAAGGCUGCAGCAAACUCAAGAUUUAAUUAUUUGAGAAUAUGGCCUUCAACAGACAUGUGCAAAAAAAGGACAGACCUCUGGGCGGUUCUGGGUCAAGCUAUAGCCACCACUGGCACAUGUGAGAUGCAGGAAGUAAGGUAGAAAACAGCCUCUGGAGUUCUCAGGACUUCCUGUGAAGAGGGCUAGAGUCCGUUGGAGGCUAGUGUCCAUGGCAGAAAAGCCUCAAGAUGAUCUCUUGGACAUUCCCUUAAACAACUCAGAUCUGGUCUUAUUUACUGAUGGUUCUUUUUUUAUGAAAGAUGGCAUAUGCUACACUGGAGCUUCUGUAGUCACAGAAUUUGCCACUGAGUGGUCAGUUUUGCUGCCCUCUAAUAUUAGCACUCAAGGGGCAGAACUCAGAGCUCUCAAACAUGCCUGUAUAAUUGCCAAGGGUAAAAAGGCAACAAUUUAUACGGAUUCUAGAUAUGCUUUCGGCAUUUGUCACUCAUUCAGGAUGCUAAGCUCCAGAGAGGAUUUUUAACCUCAGCUGGAAAAUCCAUAGCGAAUGCAGAAAUUAUUAAUGAAGUUCUUUCUGCUCUCAAACUGCCUAAAGCCCUAGCUGUAGUUCAUUGCUCUGCCCAUACAGGUGGCUCUGACCCUGUCUCUAGGGGAAAUGACCAAGCAGAUACUGCUGCAAAGCUAGCAGCCAUAGAAGGGCCUGGAUUAAUUUUAACAUUAACAACCACUGAUGAUUUAAAUUUAUCACUUUCCUAUUAUGAAAAGGAAGUGGAAAAAUGGAAACAAAAAUUUAAAGCAAAAUAGAUUAAUGGAGUCUGGGUGUCAUCUGAAGGGAAACUCCUGCUCCCUAUAAGUUUCUAUCACCAAAUUUGCCAAUCUGUUCAUAAAAAUGGUCACUUUGAUACCCAGGGAAUCAUGGACUCUGUUAAGAGAGUAUGGAUAGCCCCCGGUAUAACUACCAUAGCCUCUAAAGUUUGUUUAGCCUGCUCUACCUGCCAGACAUAUAACCAACACACCUUGCGUGGCAAAGCUUUUAGUGGGCAUCCUUCGGUUUAUACUCCUUUUGAGCACCUACAGAUAGAUUUCAUAACAAUGCCAAAGGCCGGAAAUUAUAAAUUUUGUCUAGUCAUAGUAGAUCAACUGACCAGAUGGACGGAAGCUUUUCCUGAGACCUGAGCCACAGUGGCUUUUGUUGCUAAGGUGCUUUUAAAAGAAAUUAUUCCUCACUUUGGCCUGCCAGCACGUAUUGAUUCAGAUAGAGGAUGUCAUUUUAUUGAUUCUGUCUUAAACCAAAUAUAUUCUUGCUUGGGGAUAACUCCCAAAUUCCAUGUUCUAUAUCAUCCCUAGAGCUCAGGCCAAUUUGAGAGGAUGAACAAAGAACUUAAAACUAUGAUUGGCAAAUUAUGUACCGAGACCUAUUUAAAAUGGCCUGAAAUUCUCCCUCUGGCCCGAUUUUAUCUUAGAAGCAGGUCUAGAAGAGACUUACAUAUCUCACCAUUUGAGAUGCUUUUUGGACAUUCACCUAUACAGGCUAAUCCUUUCUUCCUGGUAUAUACAUCACUAUUAGGGGGAGAUACUACUAUUGCUUCCUAUAUAUAGGAAUUACAGCACAAACUGCAUGAAUUCCAUGAACCCGGAACUGCAGUACAAGCUGAACCACUAAACUUUUCACUUCACGACCUAAACCAAGGAGACAAGGUGUAUAUUAAGAAUUUCCAGCGUACUGGAGCAACUCGGCCUUCCUGGGAAGGACCAUUCCAAAUAUUUUUAACUACUUCAACAUCUAUAAAGGUUGGAGAGAAGGACUCUUGGAUUCAUUGCUCACAUGUAAAGAGAGCAUCUUCUGUUGAGACUGAUUGACUAUAUCCUAUCACAUGCAUUGAAGAUAAUAAUCCAUUGACAAGUAGAUGCUGUUUUUCAAAAACACAUUGAAUUCCUGAUUUUUUUCUUUCCCUUAUUUUUUUAUUAUUGCUUUUCUUUUGAAUAUUUGAUUUUUCCCCCUUUCCUCAUUUCUUGUACAAAAGGUACAAAAAAAUUAAUUUUUUUCUCUCUCUCUGCAGUAAUAUAAGUUUAAAUAUACAUACUUACUAUAUUAUUAAUACAUACCCAAACAGCUUUAUACUGUGGGAACCUGCCAUUUCUUGAUAAAAUGUUAUGGGACUAUUAUUAAUGUUUGUGUCUGAUUCCAGGAAAUGGGAUAAAAACAAGGAGCACAGACUUAAUCUGAAUAGUGCCAAAAGAGCACACAGGAAAUACUAAUGUGGACCCGAGGUUGCGACACUUGACAUACGUUAAGUUGUAGGACUUCCUUGUAUCUACGCUCUUUAUGAAGUACUCAUACAAGUACCAAAAUUUGACUAUCAUGCUGGCUCCCUAUAUCCCUGAGAAUGAAAAAAGUCAGACCAUGGAAUGACGCUUCCCUAUCAAAAUAGAAUUCUAGUUCCUUUCCUUCUUAUAGUAUGGCAACUUCCUGUAGUCUUGGCUAAGAUGGGUAAGUGAAAUAUUACUGCAUUCUGUCCUACAGACUUGUGGAAUAGAAAUUACUUUAAAUUGGACCUUUACAAGAGCUCAUUAUGAAGUUAUUCUUGAUUACUCAACAUUUUAUACAUAGAUUUUGGUAUUUUGAUUCUGAUUUUGAAUUUUUUUCUUCCCUUUCUCCCAAAAGUUUAACUUUCUUCCAUAUUUUUUCCCUUUAUAUAUUUUUGUUUUGUUUUUCUUUGUUUUGUUUUUAUUGUUUUUGAAUUAUUUUAAUAACUGACUCACAACACCCCAUAAUUCAACAAUGCAUCCUGAGCUGAACUGGAUUUUUUAACACCCGCGUUAGGGGGGAUUGUAUUUUAAUAAAAAUCCAAGAUUUUGAAAAUCUUUUUUUGUUUGAGAAAGAUCUUCAAAGAAGGAACUUGCUAACUCCUAAAUCCAGAGAAUGAACUGUUGCAGAAAGAUGCCAGAAAACAUACAUUACAUCAAGAUCAAGAAUGAACCUUGGGGUGUGGUUGAUUGAACUGAAGGUUGAUUGAAUUUAUUUUGAAUGUACACUUCUGCCAAAGGGGACUGCCCCCAAUUGGCUUUUGUCAAUGCGCCCAGCAAAACAUUGGUUUUGCUGUCUCUGUCUCUCUGUCUCUCUCUGUCUCUCUCUCUCUCCCCCCGCCCCUCCCCUCUGAUACUUUCUUCCUCCUUUUUUUAAUUAAACACCAUAAAAAAAAAUUGGCAGCUAUCUUGAGUGUUU